CAUGAACUACUCUCUCAGGCAGUAGUAGUAUCCUAUCAAUGAUGAAGACCACGAAAUCACCCGCCACCAUGACUGGUAACUCCUUGCAACUAUUUUUAUUUUUGGUGGUAGUUGCCUCGGAAUUCUACAGCCGCGUUGAAGUGGCAAACGCAUUUUCUAUAUCCCAGCCAUACUCGUCGCCGUUCCGGACAGCGAAAUCAUGUGGAGAACAUUUGCGUCGAAACACGGGGCAAAUGUUUUCUAUCCCGCCUCCCCUAUCGCCUAUAUCCAACAACGACGACUAUGAUUACGACGACUUUACAACGGAAGAAGUGACGAACAUGUACAACGUGAUCGAGUCGCUGAGCCAAGAAUCCAACGACGAUGCCCGUAGAGCCCGCCUCAAACAAAUAAUGGAAGUAGCUUUGGCUGGUCCCAACGGCGGGCCGAAGCGGUUUACGGUUCUCUUCGAUCGGGUGCUCACCCAGAUGGGAGAAAAGGUUCAGCAAGACGCCCGACAAGAGUACGCCGAACGGUCGGCGGCAGCGGCACAGAACACGGAAGAACGUAGCAACGAUGCACCACCUGACGACCCACCAUCGAAACCCAAACCCAACGAGGCAGACGGAUCUGUAGAAGCGACACCACGUCGGGAGAAAACACCGCAGGAACUAAGGCUGUGGGCCUUGGUGGACAUGAUGAUUCAAUCGAAGACCAUAAUAAAGAAACACAAAUUCUGAAGUAGAAUAGACGUCAGACGUAACG
Molecule: messenger RNA, 744 nt
Organism: Pseudo-nitzschia multistriata
Lineage: Eukaryota; Bacillariophyta; Bacillariophyceae; Bacillariales; Bacillariaceae
Source: the annotation of a GenBank genome assembly